AUGGAAGUCAAUCGGCAUGACCAGGAAUCAGUCAAAUGCGUUGUGGUUGGCGAUGCCGGCACAGGAAAAUCCAGAUUGGUCUGUGCUCGCGCUUACGGCCACACUUAUAGUAAGAAGCAAUUGGCUGCCAGACAUGUUCCAACUGUUUUCGCUAUCGAUGAAUACCGAAAUAACAGGAUUGUCCAAGAGCGUAGCAACUGUAUGGUGGACGGUGUCGCCGUUAAAUUGUUAAUCUGGGAUACUUUCGGUGAUCAUGACAAGGACAGACGUUAUGCUUAUGAGAAUGCCAACGCCGUUAUCUUGUGCUACUCAACACAUAGUCGCCAAUCUUACGACAACUGUCGUAACAAAUGGAAACCAGAAAUUCGCAAAUAUUGCCCGAAUGUACCGCUAGUACUCAAUGCGACACAAGUUGAUUUACGUUAUGCCGAACAAGACGAGGUUUGGAAAUCAAUCAAUGAAUUGAACAUUGGUAUAAGAGGCCACUUCUCCAACUCACUCAAUGCCGAUGAACUCUUAUUACCAGAGGAUGGACGCCAAUUAGCAAAGGAAAUCGAUGCUGCUGGCUAUUAUGAAACCAGCAUGAUCAAUAAUUAUGGGGUAAAUCAGUUAUUUGAGAAUGCUGUUCGAAUGGCCCUGGUACAACGCCGAAAGUUAAGAUUUUGGAAUUCUCAACUGCGACAAGUCCUAAAACCACAAGCCCAAAAACCUUAUUUACUACCCAAGCGUUCUUUACCCAAUGUCUCUGCCGAAACAUCGACGUAUUGGUCCGAUAUAAAAUCAACCGUUGGCAAUCCUGACUAUGCUGAUAUUCAAUUUAUUGUCAGGGGAACAGUAAUUUAUGCCCAUAACAUUAUUCUGUGUGCUGCAUGGCCCAGAUUUCAUGAUUUGGUCAAAGCUGUCGGUAUCAUCAAUAAAUACAAUCGAACGGAUAGUGAUCAAAUUAGCCUUGAAAAUACAAUAACCGGCUUAAAGUUCUUAUAUUACAAAAAAAAUUGUCAGCAAAAUUCCUAUAUCCGCAAAAAUUUAUCUGCUGAUCAUAUUGUAUUUACAGUGGAUCAACGAAUCACAUUAAGGGCAUUUUGGAAGAUGUUAGAAUAUCUGUAUUCAUGUCAGCUUGAGAAAAAUCUUGAAAGAGAUUUACUUAUUGAGCUGCAUAUAGCAGCUGACAUUCUUUCUUUAGAUGGAUUGCAAGUAAUCUUAGCUAACCUCGCUGAUGGGAAACCCUACAAAAAUGCAGUUAUCACAGAUGAUGCUAGGCAGAAAUUUAUCGCUAGAAUGAAAAUGUUAUACACUUCUGAUCAUUUUCAAGCCAGCAUUGCACCUGAUGCUACGUUUGAAGCAGGCGAUACCAUUAUUCCAGUUAAUAGGGUUCUUGUGACUUGUCGUUGCGACGUUCUUGCAGCAAUGUUCAGUGGCAGUUUCUUGGAAAGUGGUGAACAACAUGCUAAACUACCUGGAAUAUGCAAAGAUACUCUUUUAUCUUUUCUUGAAUAUUUAUACACUGAUGAAUGUGAGCUGAAAUCUGACUUUGCCCUGGAAGUGUUGGUAUUAGCUAAUCAGUUCUGUCUGUCAAGGUUGGUUAGUAUAUGCGAGAGUUUUAUGGCCGAAGAGCUGAGAGAAAUCGAUAACGAUUAUGACUUAAGAAAUUGGGCUGUAAACAAAAACGUGAUUCAUUUACUACGUAUUGCGGAAAUGCAUAAUGCCUUCAAUUUACACGCAUGUUGUGUAGCCUAUAUAAGCAAUAAUUACUUGGAGAUACAGAGACAGCAUAGCAAAUUUUUCCGCGAAUCAAUCGAUUACUUAACUCAAAAAAAGAUUGAGGAAGAAAGAUGGCCACCAAGUUGGUAUUCUGCAGAGUUACAAAUGUAUGAGAAAGAAUAUGGCAAAAGAAAUCAAGAUAUCGAUAAACAAAGUGUUAAAAAAAGACGUCAAAAGCGUCGUCUUUUUAAUGUUCGACAUUAG
This is a messenger RNA of Trichoplax adhaerens, 1965 nucleotides long. RefSeq lists its product as uncharacterized. The record is from RefSeq and is a predicted model, not a curated record. Gene Ontology annotation, biological process: small GTPase-mediated signal transduction. NCBI's taxonomy places the organism in Eukaryota, Metazoa, Placozoa, Uniplacotomia, Trichoplacea, Trichoplacidae. The transcript is spliced from 3 exons. The coding region runs from base 1 to 1965 and encodes 654 amino acids. Gene Ontology annotation, molecular function: protein binding; GTP binding; GTPase activity.